UUGGUUUUAUUAAAGACCUUUCACUUUCGAUUCAAGAUUGUCUCGUCUCCAAGACUUGAAAGAUCUUUUUUUUUCUCGUUCUGUUUCGGAUUUAGUUUCUAAACCUCGUUCUUGAAGAAGAGAUGAACAAAACAGAGGUACCCUUGUUCAAUUCAUACUCUGAUUAAGUUAUUCUGCGUUUGAGAUAAUGAGAAUUAGAAUCGUUCCUCGAUUGGAGAGGUUUCAUCAUUCCGACAUCAGGAGAUUGCUGUCGGGAACCAUUUUUUCAGUUGGUUUUGUUGUUCUGCUUGUUCAGUGUUUUGGUAUUCCUUCUUUAAACUGGUCUCAAGUUAAAGUUUCAGUGAUUGAUUUAUCCAAUUCCAAUGUCACUCAAGUUUCUGUGACGAAUUACAUAAAUCUCUCUUAUGUUGAUGAUGGAAAUGGCUAUGAUGAGGAUCUUGGUAGAGAAAAUGAUGUUGUGAUUAGUAAGGAGAAGGUAGAGAUUAAUGUAUCUGUUAUUAGUACACCUAAUAUAUCAAUGAGGAAGACUAAUAUGGUGGUCGAGAGCUCAGUAUCAUCAGAUCCAGAUUCUGUUUUAGUUAGGAGUAAAGAUAUUAGGAAAAGUGAUGUUUUGAUUACAAGGAGGCAUAGGAGUGUGGCUGUGGUUUCGAUAUCUCAGAUGAACUCAUUGCUGAACCAGAGUUUUGCUUCUUUUAAAUCUCCUAAGCCUCGGUGGUCAUCAGCUCGAGACUCCGAAAUGGUUUCUGCGAGAUUCGAGAUUGAGAAAGCCUCUUUUGUGCAUGACAAUCUUGGACUUAGCGCCUCGGUUUAUCGAAAUAUCUCCAAGUUUCAAAGGAGUUAUGACUUGAUGGAGAGGAAACUGAGAGUUUAUGUGUAUAAAGAAGGAGAGAAACCAAUAUUUCAUAACGCAAUGACUCGAGGGAUUUAUGCAUCAGAAGGUUGGUUCAUGAAACUUAUGGAAAGCAACAAGAAGUUUGUAGUAAGAGACCCAAGAAAGGCUCAUUUGUUCUAUAUACCAAUCAGUAUAAAAUCUCUUAGGUCCUCUCUGGGAAAGGAGUUUCAAACACCAAGGAGCCUUGCGGACCAUUUGAAGGAAUAUGUCGAUUUGAUAGCCGGAAAGUAUAAGUUUUGGAACCGAACUGGUGGAGCUGAUCAUUUUCUUGUUGCUUGUCAUGAUUGGGGGAAUAAACUAACAAAGAAAAGCAUGAAGAACAGUGUUAGAGCACUUUGUAACUCAAAUGUUGCACAAGGCUUUAGAAUUGGGACUGAUACAGCUUUACCAGUCACAUAUAUACGCUCUGCUCAGUCCCCUCUUGAGUACCUAGGUGGUAAAACUCCGUCCGAAAGGAAGAUUCUUGCGUUCUUUGCUGGAAGUAUGCAUGGAUAUCUCCGUCCUAUCCUUGUUCAGCUUUGGGAGAACAAAGAACCUGACAUGAAGAUCUUCGGUCCAAUGCCUCGUGACCCCGAAAGCAAGAAAAAAUACCGUGAAUACAUGAAAAGCAGCCGGUACUGCAUAUGCGCGAGAGGUUAUGAAGUCCACACCCCUAGGGUUGUGGAAGCUAUCAUUAAUGAGUGUGUUCCGGUUAUCAUUGCUGACAACUACGUGCCUCCCUUUUUCGAAGUUUUGAACUGGGAGGAAUUUGCGGUGUUUGUUGAGGAGAAAGAUAUCCCGAAUCUGAGAAACAUUCUGCUGUCGAUACCGGAAGAGAGAUAUAUUGGCAUGCAAGCAAGGGUAAAGGCAGUGCAGCAACAUUUCCUGUGGCACAAGAAACCUGUGAAGUUCGAUCUCUUCCAUAUGGUAUUGCAUUCAAUUUGGUACAGCCGAGUGCAUAGAAUUAAAACCAGGUGAAAACAUCCAUAGCCUGUAGCCCAAAACUGAAGAGUGCAUCAUCUCCUGUAAGCACUACGUUUUAAGUUGAUGAUAAUUAAAUACAGUAAUUUGUGGAAUCAAACAUUAGAAUUGAAAGAGAAAAAAAAAGCCUUCCAAAUCGUUUAUUUAUAUUUUUGACAUCAAUUUAUAUUAAUUGUACCUAUAGGUUACAUUUUCAUGUAAUUGAGAACAAUAAUAAAUAAAAAGGCAAAAUAAACUGC
This is a messenger RNA of Capsella rubella, 2091 nucleotides long. Its product is annotated as probable glycosyltransferase At5g03795. Lineage: Eukaryota; Viridiplantae; Streptophyta; Magnoliopsida; Brassicales; Brassicaceae. The record is from RefSeq and is a predicted model, not a curated record. Gene Ontology annotation, molecular function: glycosyltransferase activity. The transcript has 5 exons. The coding region runs from base 188 to 1849 and encodes 553 amino acids.